This is a messenger RNA of Aspergillus alliaceus, 1298 nucleotides long. Its product is annotated as triglyceride lipase. Gene Ontology annotation, molecular function: triacylglycerol lipase activity. The coding region runs from base 18 to 1049 and encodes 343 amino acids. NCBI's taxonomy places the organism in Eukaryota, Fungi, Ascomycota, Eurotiomycetes, Eurotiales, Aspergillaceae. The record is from RefSeq and is a predicted model, not a curated record. The transcript is spliced from 10 exons.
AGUCAGGAAAAAAAAGAAUGAGAUACGCCGUCGCUACUCUGCGCGCAAAUACCAGGUUAUUUAACCGUAAGCGCAUCUGUCAGUACCCUCAAUUUAAUCCUCGAACUCCACGAGGGUUUCACUCACUAACCUGUAGAUACUACUCCCAUGAGGACACGGGACCGCAUACAUCUGACCCACGGUUAGAAGAGCUGGGGAAAGUCAUUGAAGAUGAAUAUGCGGUGAUUCGGGAUAAUUAUGCCACCCCAAAGCAUACCAUUAUCCUGGCGCAUGGGCUUCUUGGGUUCGAUGAACUGCGCCUUGCUGGCCCUUACUUCCCCGGUGUUCAAUACUGGCGUGGCAUUAAGGAAGCACUUUCAGUGAAAGGGAUCGAAGUCAUUACCGCUACGGUACCCCCUUCAGGAUCUAUUGAAGCACGGGCCGAGGAACUAGCAAGAGAUAUUGCUGCUGGCGCUCGGGGGAAGGCUGUUAACAUUAUUGCCCAUAGCAUGAGCGGGCUUGAUUCCCGAUAUAUGAUCAGUCAUCUGCGGCCGAAGGACUUCAAAGUCCUAUCCCUGACGACCAUUGCGACUCCUCACCGAGGCUCGGCGGUCGCAGACUACAUUCUUCACCAGAUCGGUGAUGAGCGUCUUGCUCAGUUAUAUUACGCUCUCGAACAAAUGAAGUGCGAGACCGAUGCAUUCUCUCAGUUGACACAGGAGUACAUGGAAAAGACAUUCAAUCCUACGACCCCUGAUGUUAAAAGUGUCCGAUACUUUUCCUAUGGGGCAUCUAUGCAGCCAAGCCUGUGGUCUAUCUUUCGUCUAUCCCAUAGGUACCUUGAACAGGUCGAAGGCCAUAAUGACGGGCUAGUGAGCGUUGCCAGUAGCAGGUGGGGAGGAGACGAUAGUUACAAAGGCACCCUCAUGGGCGUGAGCCACUUGGACCUGAUUAAUUGGACCAACAGGUUGAAGUGGCUGGUUGGUGAUAUCACAGGGAACCGACGAAGGUUCAACGCCAUCGCAUUCUACCUUGCCAUUGCAGACAUGCUUGCUAAGGAGGGCCUUUGAUGUAAUUGUCAUUGAGAAUAUUGGUGCCUAGAGUAUAUACCAGUCGUAUAGUGCUCAUGCUCGUGUCAAGCAUCCACUAAAAAAAAUCACGGAAGGUGGCGGUGCGACUUCAAGUUGUGAGGGUGGCUUAGACCGCGGUCGGCAAACAAUGAAUGGGCCAGACCCUUUGGACGAUCCAUUGGCAGUCAAUCACUUUCACUCUAAGGGACAGGAGGUACUAGAUAUUCAGUACGGAGAGUACGGAGUAGA